AUGGAGGAACUUUCAUUGAUGGUAAGUCAACCACGAGUUGUGGUGGAUACACGAGAGGGGGAGCCCGGACCAAGUCACGACCCAUCGGUCCCUCCUCCUCCUCCGAGCAAGGCAUCACCAGGGACUGCAGCAGGAACCAGCAAUGACCCCAAUCUAUUCCAUCUAAGAGACUGGGGAAUGCUCCCGGAUGUGACCGCAGCAAUGAUAGCCUCGUACCUCUUACCCUGGGAACGAGGUCACAUGGCAAUGUCGUGCGCCAACUGGCAUCGUGCUAUCAUGGAGUCACCUCAUCUAUGGAGAACCAGAGACUUCCGCAUCCACGGCAACUGGCGAGACAGCUUCCACAUCUCGUAUGUCAAGAGUGUCGGCAGGUUCCUGAAGAGGGUGUACUUCACCUUCGGUUUCCGGGCCCACCGCCGGCCUCGUCGACUGCAGAAGCUCUUCACCGGUAUCCUUGCCGAGCUUUACCGCCAGGGUCCGGUGCAGCUGAAGGAGCUUUCUAUAACAGAGCUCAGCUUUCAGAGACACUUUCAGUCCUCAGAUACGAACCGUGCCAGAGAGGGUGUCAUGCGGUCUCUGAAUCGAUACCUGCGACGGCAGUCCAUGCUGGAGAAACUAGACGUGAGCGAUAGUGGAUUACGGAUCGACGAGGGUGUGGGUCUCUUGUUGUCGGUGAGCGAACAUUCAUCAACCAGCCUCCGGAGUCUCUUCAUUGAAGAUAUGUUCCAGAUGGGAGCUACAGUUCACAGCGAGCCUCGUUUUGCCGUUACCCUCAGCCGUUUCACUCGCUUAGUGGAUAUCAGCAUGAACUACAGUUGCUUCUCUGCCGAAGUAUUGACUCACCUAGCCAGGAGUUGCCGUUCCACAUUGGAGCUCCUCACCAUCUCCACAAAUCGCCAGGACAAGCACGAACACACAAUCGACAGAACCGCCUGGGUGGGGUUCAGUGAAGCCAUGCCACGCACUCGAGUCAAGGUCAUAAUGAGUGGUAUCAUGCGAAUGGGUGCCGUGUAUCGCAUCCUCGGCCCCGGUAUGCCUCUACAGAGUGUCCGCAUGUACGGCUACAACGACGGUGGGUUCCGCCCCGACCGGGCACUCCGUCACAUCUCGCGGAACUUCCAGCACAUCGUAGAAAAAAUCUCUGUGGACGUCGGGCCCGUGUACCACUCUUACAACAGGGGAUUCCUCUCGCUCGUCCAGGCAUGCACGGCAUUGAAGAGUCUGGAGAUCCACGGGAGAAUACAGUGGCCGGCUCUACGAGACGUCUUCGACUUCGUGGAUGAGAGCUUCAUUAAGAAGGGUCUUCGCCCGAGUCUGACGUACCUCAGAGUGGUCAUCACGAUGAUAGGCUUCGGUCAGGAGGAGGCACUGGUCAUGGAAGAGUUCAGACCCACCUUCGUCCAGCAUAAUCUUAACUAUGAGCUCGUCUUUGAUCCAAUGUACCCAAUGCCUCUUGGUCCUGUACCGAUUGAUGACCCACAACAGGAGGAAGACGAACUGAUAGCGCUAGUCUGGUAG
Molecule: messenger RNA, 1518 nt
Organism: Asterias rubens (European starfish)
Lineage: Eukaryota; Metazoa; Echinodermata; Asteroidea; Forcipulatida; Asteriidae
Exons: 1
Coding region: 1-1518 (505 amino acids)
Molecular function (GO): protein binding
Source: RefSeq, a predicted model, not a curated record